Molecule: messenger RNA, 2311 nt
Organism: Brassica napus (rape)
Lineage: Eukaryota; Viridiplantae; Streptophyta; Magnoliopsida; Brassicales; Brassicaceae
Exons: 11
Coding region: 220-1899 (559 amino acids)
Biological process (GO): response to endoplasmic reticulum stress
Source: RefSeq, a predicted model, not a curated record
GUUAAUACGGCAGUGGCAUAAAAUCGUAAUUAGUGGAGAGGAGAAAGGGCUAUUUGGGGAAGAACUAAGUCUGAAUAAAUCUACAGAUCCACCACUCAGGAGAGAGAGAGAGAGAGAGAGACUCAGUACCAAUUUCUCUGACGCGCUUCCUUCUCCGGUGUCUCAUCAUCACGUCCGGCGGAUUCCGAGAAAACGAAGAGCUAAAGGAUUUUUGAAAUCAUGGAGAGCUUCUGGCAACUGGGUGAUGAGCUACGAGGUCAGACUCAGUCAAGAGCAUCAGAGGAUCACAAAUGGUCCACUGUUGCAACCAAGCUCGCUGAGCAGACCCGGAUGAAAGGUGAACGGUUCAACAACCUCGAUCUCUCCAAAGCUGGUGGUUACUCCGACAAGUUUAGUUUCCAGGACAAUAACAACAACAUGCUGAACUUGGGUGGUAAAUACGGCAAGGCUUCGAUGCAGAGCAAUGUUUACAACAUGAAAGUUAACAAGUACAAUGGUAAUGUUGUUGCUAACAAAGAGCUGAGCAACAACAGCAAUGAUAAUAAUGCUGUUGACAAGAGGUUUAAGACUCUGCCUGCUUCGGAGACGCUUCCGAGGAAUGAAGUUCUUGGAAGGUACAUCUUUGUUUGCAACAACGAUACCAUGGAGGAGGAUUUGAAACGCCACCUGUUUGGUUUGCCUCCAAGAUACAGGGACUCUGUGAGGGCAAUAACACCUGGGUUGCCUCUGUUUCUUUACAAUUACACCACUCACCAGCUCCACGGUAUCUUUGAGGCAACAACUUUUGGAGGUACUAAUAUUGAUGCCACGGCUUGGGAAGACAAAAAGUGCAAAGGAGAAUCAAGGUUUCCGGCUCAGGUAAGGAUCAGAGUGAGGAAAAUCUGCAAAGCCUUGGAAGAGGAUUCCUUCAGGCCUGUUCUUCACCACUACGAUGGUCCUAAAUUCCGCCUUGAGCUCUCUGUUCCUGAGAUCCACCACUCAGGAGAGAGAGAGAGAGAGAGAGAGAGAGACUCAGUACCAAUUUCUCUGACGCGCUUCCUUCUCCGGUGUCUCAUCAUCACGUCCGGCGGAUUCCGAGAAAACGAAGAGCUAAAGGAUUUUUUAGCUAUGGAGAGCUUCUGGCAACUGGGUGAUGAGCUACGAGGUCAGACUCAGUCAAGAGCAUCAGAGGAUCACAAAUGGUCCACUGUUGCAACCAAGCUCGCUGAGCAGACCCGGAUGAAAGGUGAACGGUUCAACAACCUCGAUCUCUCCAAAGCUGGUGGUUACUCCGACAAGUUUAGUUUCCAGGACAACAACAACAUGCUGAACUUGGGUGGUAAAUACGGCAAGGCUUCGAUGCAGAGCAAUGUUUACAACAUGAAAGUUAACAAGUACAAUGGUAAUGUUGUUGCUAACAAAGAGCUGAGCAACAACAGCAAUGAUAAUAAUGCUGUUGACAAGAGGUUUAAGACUCUGCCUGCUUCGGAGACGCUUCCGAGGAAUGAAGUUCUUGGAGGGUACAUCUUUGUUUGCAACAACGAUACCAUGGAGGAGGAUUUGAAACGUCACCUGUUUGGUUUGCCUCCAAGAUACAGGGACUCUGUGAGGGCAAUAACACCUGGGUUGCCUCUGUUUCUUUACAAUUACACCACUCACCAGCUCCACGGUAUCUUUGAGGCAACAACUUUUGGAGGUACUAAUAUUGAUGCCAUGGCUUGGGAAGACAAAAAGUGCAAAGGAGAAUCAAGGUUUCCGGCUCAGGUAAGGAUCAGAGUGAGGAAAAUCUGCAAAGCCUUGGAAGAGGAUUCCUUCAGGCCUGUUCUUCACCACUACGAUGGUCCUAAAUUCCGCCUUGAGCUCUCUGUUCCUGAGACAUUGGACCUGCUAGAUCUCUGCGAACAAGCUGGUUCUCCAUAAGGCCGAUCAACCUUGCAAUACCACGUUGGGAAGGAGCAUAUUGGUGUUUUGUCUGAAAUCUAUAUAUAUAUAUUACCGUAAGAGCGUAAGCUUGUGGGAUUUAGUUAAGAGUCGAAAGGGAGGAGUGUGUGCAGUCUUCAAGGCAAGCAAAAGGGUGAAGAGACUCUGCCGAAUAAGGGACUACUCUUGUUCUUGUUGCGUCUAAUGUGUGAGUUUGUUUGUCUGUGUGUUGUGUUGUGAGAGAUUUGAUAGCUCUUUUGAGUUAUAACAAAAGGUUUCUGUAGAAGAAUAUAUAUAGAGAGAAAGUGAGAGAGUAAACACAGAGCCAAACCAAUGGUAUGAGCUUCUGUUUGUGUUUGCUUGUGUAAGGGAGAACCUAAAUGGGAAGUUAUAACUUUUAAACUUCCGAGUC